Molecule: messenger RNA, 4800 nt
Organism: Paramormyrops kingsleyae
Lineage: Eukaryota; Metazoa; Chordata; Actinopteri; Osteoglossiformes; Mormyridae
Gene: ica1
Product: islet cell autoantigen 1
Biological process (GO): regulation of transport
Cellular component (GO): Golgi apparatus
Molecular function (GO): protein domain specific binding
Source: RefSeq, a predicted model, not a curated record
CUCAUUGCCGUUCACGAAACGUCCAUUGUGCUUCUGUUGGCAGCCCGAUUUUCUUGAAGUCAUCAUAUCAAUUGGGAAGUAUUUAUUUUAAGUCGUUGAAUCGUUUGACGUGUUAUUCAACGUUGCAGUGUUAUAAAAUGUAUAUUUUAGAAUAUGCGGCCUGCUAGAUGCCACGAUUCAGUUUCAGUUACAAACAGCAUAUCAUGGCUUUACUGGAAAGACUGGAAAAGACUUGGCCCAGACGUUCUGUUUUUCCAAGGUUACGUUGGGAACAUUAAAUAUGUUAAAUCAGUCCUGUAGUUUACAGACAGAUAAAGUCGGUCAUUAUUAGGGGCUCAGCUGUACUCACUCUUUUAAAGGUCUUGUAAAUAAUACCAUAUUUUGUUCGCGAUUAAUCAAGAGGCUGAAAGCCUAGCAUCAUGUUUAAAUACUGGGAAGCUAUAUAUAUUUACUGGACUACAGUAAAUAACAUCUACACUGUAGGCUGUUGGACAGGCCCGCAUGUUCUGGACUUAUUAAGCUUAAGGCGUAUGGCCCUGAAGACACAGCUUACAGUAUUUUCAUGCAGAAUGAAUUAGAAAUUGAGCUGAAUUAAAUGAAGGAGUGUAUGAUAUCUCACAGGCUUAGUGAUCGUAACAAAGGCAGAAAUAAUAUUAGAGGAACAUUCCUAAUGAUAUAGUUUACUACUACUAUUUAAAUGUAAGGAAUUGCUGAAGUCUUCUUCCUCAUAUGAAUCUGAAGUAUAGUGUUUAAUAGGUAGGUGUAGAAUGAGCAAGGCAGUAUUUGUUUAGAGAAGGCGUGGUGAGCAUACAGUACACGGAAAUGUCAUUUCACCGGGAUGGGAUGGUGUUGCUCGCUACAAAAGACGUGAAUCAACUCAUCUUCCAGAUCUUGUGAAAACAUGGAGGGAUGGAAUUACGGACAUUCCCGCGAGUACUAUGACCGCUUCGUCCAAAGCCAGGACUCCUCGGUUGUGAACAAGUUUCAGCAGAAGUACUGGAAGACCAAGCAGACGCUCAUCAGAGUGACAGGGAAGAAGGAAGAUGAGCACGUCGUGGCCUCAGAUGCUGACCUCGAUGCAAAGCUCGAGGUGUUCCACUCGAUCCAGAGAACAUGCAUGGAGCUUCUCAAGGUCAUUGAGCAAUACCAGAGGAGGAUCUGCUUUUUGUCCCAGGAGGAAAAUGAACUGGGACGCUUUCUCCGAUCUCAGGGGUCCCAGGAUCGAACCCGAGCAGGGAAGAUCAUGCAGGCCACGGGGAAGGCCCUUUGCUUUUCAUCUCAGCAAAGGUUGUCCCUGCGUAGCCCGCUGUGCCGGCUCUACCAGGAGGUGGAGACCUUCCGGUACCGAGCCAUAUCGGACACCUGGCUCACGGUGAACCGGAUGGAACAGUCCAGAACCGAGUAUCGGGGAGCCCUGCUCUGGAUGAAGGAUGUGUCCCAAGAGCUGGACCCCGACACGUACAAGCAGAUGGAGAAGUUCCGCAAGGUCCAAGCACAAGUGCGUCUCACGAAAACAGGCUUUGACAAACUGAAGAAUGAUGUCUGCCAGAAAGUGGACUUACUGGGCGCAAGUCGGUGUAACCUUCUCUCCCAUGUCCUGACCACUUACCAGACAACCCUCCUGCAUUUCUGGGAGAAGACUUCCCACACUAUGGCAGCUAUUCACGAGAGCUUCAAGGGCUACCAGCCAUACGAGUUCACAACUCUCAAGACAUUACAGGAUCCCAUAAACAAACUCAUGGAUCAGGAAGCAAGGAAAAAGGGAAAGAAAAAAACGAAGGGAAAGCCGGAAGAGGAAAAACCAUCAGAUCUGAAUGAGGAACUUGUUUCGAUAGAUGAUGAAAAUCACAAUAAAGGGUCAGAUCAAGCCGGUGAAGUUGGUGCUGAGGACAGUUUGGAGCAGAAUUUUUUCGAAGAUGUAAACACAAGUCAGAAGCAAAACGCAGGGACAAAAGACCUGUUAUCAGACUACCUGGAGGCAGAGGGUGGCCAAAGGGACAGGAUGGCAUUCCUGAACGAGAUCCUUAACAGCUCCACGCUGGACGAGGGCGACUUCUCUAAGGAGUGGCAGGAGGUGUUCGGGGAGGAGGAGCCCACAGGCAGCAGCAUGACAGGGGCAGCGGGGGCUCCGCCUGAGGAGUCGUCCUCCUGCUUCCUCCCCUCCCAGCUGCUGGACCAGAACAUGAACAACCUCCAGUCGUCAUUCGCUGACUGGUCCCGGAAUGUUCCACAAGCUGCCAGAACACCAAAUGAGCAGUCACUUGAGGGCAGUCAGAACUCCAGCAGGCCGACAGGAUCCUUGGAGACCUCUAAAGAUCUCACUGCAUGGUUCAGCCUCUUUGCUGACCUGGACCCUCUGGCGAACCCAGACGCAGUCGGGAAAACUGACAACGAGCACGAGCUUCUGAAUGCAUAAAGCCGCGUGGCUCUUUUGCGUUAAAUGCUGCAGCGCGAUGGAUUUAGACGUGUUUGUACACAAUUUCGAUAACAAACUCCAUAUAUGCAUACGUGUCGUUAUUACUGCCAGAAGAAGAUGAAUAGAGUUGGUUAGCCAAAGGACGUUUGUAAGCUUUCCUAAUAUAAUAUUGCCUUUAAUCAUAUGAAACUGCACCGUAUUUUACAAAUGUGUGCCAUUUACUGACUUUCAGUUUAUAUGAAUUUGAAACACCACUAUUUAACAUAAAAGGUGUUGGUCUCCUAUCAAAAGUAACCAACUGUCUUAAAGAUCUAAGAGUCCUGUCCCAGUAUUAGUAAGAGGUCGACACCUAUGCAGAUGUGCCUGGUACCUGUCUGAUAGGCAGAGAAGAUCCAUAGGUUCCAUGUUUUUUACCAGGUAGCUGCCAUGAAAAAAAGAUACAUACAUACGGAUGUGUAGUUUUAAUUCUUUUUCUAGAAUACUUAUCCCCAUGAUUUUCUCCUUAUUUUAGCUUCAGCAACUUGGACAAGUAAUAAUUGAAUGGUAAGAAUAAUUACUGUUAUAAUUCUUAUAGCUUAUGAUUCCUUUCUUAGGCACUUAGUGUAAGAGGAAUCCCUUGUGAUUUCCCUUUCUGUGACUAAUAAGUUGCUAUUAAUUAACAGAAGUAAGAAUUGGACAUAGUUGUUGGAUCAAACCACAGUGAUAGUGAUAGUGACAGCUGCCCCUUUAAAUGCAGAGAACACAUUUCGUUGUUGUGCACUGUGUGCUGUGGUGUGUCAACAAUGACAAUCACUAAAUUCUAAAUUCUAAUAAUGCAGAGGGUCAAUGAAAUGCUGCAUUGUUAAAUAAAUGACAAAUUAUGUUUUAACUUGAUAAAUAUUGUCUACUGAUAGGUGUGAUUGAUUAUUGUGAGAUGUCACUAAUAUUAGACAGCCAGUCCACUUACUUUAACCAAAUUCGAUGUAGAUCUUACAUCUGAAUACCAAAGCAACUGGAAAGUAUGUUUAUAUGCAGCGUGUGUUGUUUUGUCAUGCAGAGCUGUUCCACUCUGCGUCAUUUCAGUUCAAUUUGAGGUCAUAAGUUUCAGCACUUGCAUGUCCGGUGUAUCUGACUAAUCACUAAAUAUUGGUUGCAUUGGUUAUAAAAAAAAAAAAAAAAGUAAUAUUUGAUAUGUCAGAUUCCAGAGAUGUUUAUUCCAGUUUGAGGUGAUCAUUCGUCUUCUAGAAACAUCAGCAUCCCUGUGCUAUAUAUCCUUCCAGUGUAACAUAAUUAUUUCUGUAAUAUUCUGAUGUACAUUUGAAUCCAUCCAUUGUGUAACUGCUAAUGUCAGGGUUGUUGAGGGGGCUCUAGUCCGGGCUACAUCCUAGACAGUCCAUCACAGCUUAUAUACAUGUGUACAAUUACACACACACCAGGACAAUUUAAGGGCACUAGUUAGUCUAACUAUGUUUGUAGACCCCAGUGAGGAAACUGGCAUACCUGGAGGAAUCCCACACACCAGGAGAAGAUGCAGACUCGACACACCCCCCCAACCUUGCAGCAGUGAGGCACGAGUGUCGUCUUACAUUUUUAAUGUUAAAUGUGUUUGAAGGACCUCCAGUACACAACAUAGCACAACAAUUUUAAUGAUACAAGGUCACAUAAUUCUUUUUGUGACUGACUUUUUUCACCUGGUCAGUAUGAACCAGUUACACUAUAAUUUCACUUUAAAUGGGACAGAUUAUGAUGGUCCAUCGUACAGGGCCACUGCGGGAAGGUCAGUGAAAUAUAUGUAGAACAUGUUAUUUGCCUUAUUCUGAAUAGCUAAUAACUUUGCAGAAUAAAAACAUAUUCAUGGCAAAUGUUAAAGCAACAAAUCAUUUUGAGGUCUAAUACAAUUAUUUAUAUAUAUAUAUAUAUAUAUAUAAAAUUUUAAACAGGGUUGCCAACUUCGGCCAGCUGGCUGGCAUGAGAUUUUCAGUUUGACAUCUGCACACACAUACACACGCAUUUACAUGUAACAGUUUUAUUACUUUGUAAAUAGUCUUUAACGUUUGCCAACCACCCCAACACUUUCAACGUAGCAAAUUUUAAAUAUAUAAUGGAAUAAUAUAAAUUUGUCAUAAGAUUUCUUGCAUGCGUGAGUCUAAAAGCAUGUCACACCAGAUGAAUGAGUUGGCAUCCCUGUUUAAAUGAUUUUAGCUUAUACAAUAAAUAUACAAAUGCUUUUUGAUCAUUUAUGAAUUGUGUUCUUUGUAAUCUAGCCCCAAGUGUUGCAUUUUUACCAAUAUAAAAAUGUUAUGCUGUACUGGCUUUUUCUCCUGUCUACACUUAACAGGUUAUCAAUAUUAUUUUUGGUCAUAACAAAUGCAACUAUUAUCAAUAAAGCGUGACUUGAAUUUUUG